Messenger RNA from Daktulosphaira vitifoliae (grape phylloxera), 2111 nucleotides. RefSeq lists its product as uncharacterized. The transcript has 3 exons. Lineage: Eukaryota; Metazoa; Arthropoda; Insecta; Hemiptera; Phylloxeridae. The record is from RefSeq and is a predicted model, not a curated record. The coding region runs from base 122 to 1816 and encodes 564 amino acids.
UACUGACUAGACUACUAGUACAUUGAGCCAGUCUUGUGUAGUUUCUUGCAAGUCUACUAUCUCGGUCCGCUAUGGCCACCAAUAGAAAGUGAAAUGUGAAUAUAUUUAAUAUUUUAUUCGAAUGAAAUUUAUUAAGACUGAACAAAAAUAUUAUUCCUGUAACAAUUUUAACAGAGAACAUAACAAUUUUCAAGUCGUGGAUAACAUAUACAUGAUGUGGAAAAUACAAAUAUUGUUAAUCAUUUUACCCCUUCUUGUUAAUUCUGAACCAGAAAAUGUUCAAAUGACAAGAACAUCCAUCAAAGUAGCCAGAAAUCUUGAUCCAAAUGCUAUGGAAACUUUAGAAGUCAAGACGCGAACUGGUGAUGUUGCUACUAUUGUAAUUAAAAAACGUGACGGAAGACAACAUUUCCCUGAGCCUACGGUAAAAUCCGAAACAAAAUCAAUCACGCCAAAUACAAAAGAAGUCAUAGACUUACCAGACCCUGUAGUAAUACGAUCAGAUUCGGUGUUCGUAAAAAAUAAAAAAGAAGAUGAAAAAAAAUCCAGAAGUCUGUUCCAUGUUGACACAGACGGUAUACCAGUUAUAACGGGAGUUCGGGAACCAGAUGACGAAAAUGACCAUCAAAUUUGGAGAAACGCGAGAGUGAUCAAUGGUAUUUUAGUACCAAAUACCAACAAAACUGAACAAAAAGUGAUGAAAGAAGAAUAUAAGCCCGUUGCAUCUAUGUUUAAUGGAGUUUGGCAAGUUUAUAAAAAAAAACCAGAAUCAGAUAAAGUUCAGAUUAUUUCUAAUAAUGAUCAAAAAUUUACUUUUCAAGAUGCUAUUCAAAAUGAAAAUUAUAUGACUGAUAAAAUUUUGGGUUACAUUAAGAAUAUUAAUGGAGAUAUUUUAAGUAAUGACCGUCGAACAGCAAGAAUGGUCGAACCUCAAGCAGAAGCUCGUGUUUUACAUGCUCCAAGUGUUAGUGUAUUUCCAAAUUCAGCAAUGUAUUCACCACCUAAAAAAGUAUCAAAAGUAUCAUUUGAAGAAAGUGCUAGAACUCCAGUUUUGCAAUAUGCACAUCCAGAAUUGGGAAUACAAGCUGCUAAAUAUGUUCCACCAGAAGAAACGCCAAGGGACGGAAGAAGACAACAGGCUUUAGCACACUUCUCUCAUGACAUUCACGCGGAUAGAAGUCCUUUUGCAUUUGAACCCGGUUUAGAAAAAGAAUCAAGGGUUAAAGUUCCUAAAAAAUAUUCCCCAUACUAUAAUUUCCCAGAAAAACACGGUAAAUAUGCUCCAAAUUAUUUCAUUAAUGAAGAAAGUUCACUGUGGACAAUUAUGAAGGAUAAAAUGAAAUCAAGCUUAGAUCAAGUCACAUAUUUAACUAAGCCCGUUGUAGAUCCUUUAGUAGAAGCUACACAUAAAAUUACUGGAAAUUUAGGUCUUUCGAAUGGAAACCGAGAACUCACCAAUGUUGUCAAAGAAAAACUCGGAAUGGUUGCUACACCAUCAGUACUAUUACCAGCACUUGGUUUAGUUGCUGGAGGCGCAGCACUAGGACUUGGAGCUGUAGCAGUUGGAAGAUAUUUGGACUAUGAUGUUGUGAAAAUGAGAAAUAAUGAUGAUUAUGUUGAAUUACAAAGAACAUUAAAUAAUGAAAAAUAUCAACCACUCAUAAUUUUAUCAGAAAAAGAUCAAACUGUUUCAACGACUGAACAGGAACAACCAAACAGAAGUAGGAGAUCAUUACAUUAUUUAAAGCAGAAAGAUCACGGAAAUCACAAACAAAAAAAAGUUAAAUUAAACAGCAAAUAUAUUUCAAGAUCUUAGCCAUUAAUAAUUUAAAAAUCAUAGAUAAUAAAUACGUGAACAGGAUAUGUACUUAUUUGUCAUCUAUGUUAAAAAUAACCUAUACUGUUAUUAAGGGAGUUUACUUAAAUUUCAAUAAUCAAUGUGAAUUUUAAUUGAACUUUAGAACUUAUUUUUCACCUAUAAUUAUAAUUUUAAUUUAUUUCAAGUAAUAUAUUUGGUUUUGUUGAAAAUGUAAAAUUAUAAUUACUUAUAUAGAAAUUUUAGGUAAGGAAUUCAGUUACUAGUUAUUAUAAUAAAUUAGAUUUUAGUACAA